AUGGCUCGAGGAGGCCGUGGAGGGAGUCAGCAACCUGUUCGCCGACCAGUUGACUUGACAGGAAUCAUUUCCAUCGCCGAGAGAAACGAUCUGACUACCUUAAUCAACGCCAUUACAGAGAAGAUUCACAAUGGAAUCAGCAUGACCUUCGACUCUCCUCCUGUCACCCCUAUUCAGGAUGACUUCAAUCAACACCACUGGCUCUCACUGUCGCUCCAGAACCGGCAGCACAAUGACCAGGUCAACCCUGUCUCUCCAGCUAACACGGAGUCUGUAGUGUCCAACCCACCUUGCAAGACUGGAGCUGAUGACAAGAAAACCUCGGAGGCAAUGCCACCCCAACUCCAAGAGCUGAGGAAGGAAGCCAUCGUCUUCUUCCGCAAGUGGCAGACCGCGGUACUUCACCGAGUUCGAGACAUCAACGUCACAGACUCAACCGACCCUCAAGCCAGUUUUCGUGGACGCGGCCGUGGUUUCCGCGGUGCGCGAGGUGUUCGAGGUGGUCGAGGCGCCCGGGGCGGUAGAGGUGGCCGUGGCGGCCUCACUUUGGCAACAGGUCCUCUAAGAUCCGCCUCAAAUCACCUCGACCGAGAGCUGGCCCGUCGAUACCCUCCUAUCCCAACAACUCUAUGGACUCUCCCCCUGGAGAAGCGAAAGACUUUGCUGCACGCUUCGCACUUGCUGCUCUUAUCUCUGCAAGAAUACAGCUCAUAUUCUCGGAUUCUCCUCCUCCACCUAACGUCCUCCCUAAGCCUCUCGUGGAAGAUGUUUCAAGAGGAAGAAAUUCGCAUCGCUCAGGGGUUGAGUCAGGUUGCCAUCAAGGCAUCCCUCAACCACACCCCCGAUCAGAAACAGGACGAAAAUAAGGCGCCCCGUAGACCGAAGCCAGGCCAUCUCAACGCCGCUGGGUCGGCCCAUUUGAGCAAGCUUGCUCCUGAGCUGGUUGCGGUCGGUAUCGGCACCCCGCAUGGUGGUCACGGCUUGAGCCCUGCAGCUGCGGCAGGAUUAUUGGGUACUAUGGCGGACAAUGGCCUCGUGGCAGGUCCCCUUUUCGGCAUCUUUGCGGCAAGGCCAACGACUAAGAUGAUUGAGUCAUGUGCCCGCGAGAUUCAGGACUUCGGCCUCAUCCCGAUUCGAGGCGAAUCUCCUACGGAUUAUGUUGAUGCCAGAAAGAUGCCAGCCAAGGACCGGAGACUUAGAAUGAUCAUCGUCAUAAACGGCUGGCUCACGGACAAGGAUGCUAUCACUCAGCCAUGGAUAGGUAUGGGCGAUCAAGCUGAGGUGUUUGCCCUACGGUGGGACAUGACCGUCCUCAUGAACCUUGGGAUCGCCCUUGAAACUGUUACCAAGAGCACUGCUUGGAGCACGGCGAAAAAGGAGAUUACUUCGCGAACAAUAUUUUCGAGUCUCAUUGAGGCAAGUUGGCCGGCGGGACUGAUGAAAAUCAGCAAAAUCAUCGAUAACCCUUGGAGCCUCGGAAUGGUGCGAGCCGAGAAAGCAGGUGUGGUUCUUGCAGACACCCUCAUGCGCAGCAAAUUGCAGGGCGAUCGCCCAAUUUCUCUUGUCGGAUACAGCCUGGGUGCGCGAGCCAUUUACACUUGCCUGAUGGUCCUCGCUGAGCGCCGACAGUUUGGCCUCGUCGAGUCUGUUGUCUUGAUGGGGACUCCGGCUCCUUCGGAGAGCCGAGUUUGGUUGACGCUCAAGAGCGUCGUGUCUGGUCGGCUCAUCAACGUCUACUCGGAGCAUGACUAUCUUCUUGGCUUCCUCUACCGCACCUCCAACAUCCACUUUGGAGUAGCAGGCCUGCAGCAGAUUCAUGGUGCGGAAGGUGUCGAGAACCACGAUGUUAGUCGCCUAAUUAGCGAGCAUUUGCGCUAUUCAUCUAUAACUGGCAGAAUUCUGAAGGAUGUCGGGUGGGAGGAUCUGGAUAUGACGGCC
Messenger RNA from Ilyonectria robusta, 1938 nucleotides. RefSeq lists its product as uncharacterized. The annotation marks the transcript as partial. Lineage: Eukaryota; Fungi; Ascomycota; Sordariomycetes; Hypocreales; Nectriaceae. The record is from RefSeq and is a predicted model, not a curated record. The transcript has 3 exons.